Messenger RNA from Ceratina calcarata, 3063 nucleotides. Its product is annotated as zinc finger CCHC domain-containing protein 4. The transcript is spliced from 6 exons. Lineage: Eukaryota; Metazoa; Arthropoda; Insecta; Hymenoptera; Apidae. Gene Ontology annotation, molecular function: rRNA (adenine-N6-)-methyltransferase activity; zinc ion binding; nucleic acid binding. The record is from RefSeq and is a predicted model, not a curated record. Bases 751 to 2607 code for a protein of 618 amino acids. Gene Ontology annotation, biological process: rRNA methylation. Gene Ontology annotation, cellular component: nucleolus; cytoplasm.
GUAGAGGCUUAAAUUGCCUUAUAUAUAUAAAAAUAUUAGCAGUUACUUUUUCGAAAACGUAUAUAUAUACAUAUAUAUAUACAUGUGAUACGGCAAGCAACAUAGCGAUUGUAGAAAAAGAAAGUUGCAAUAAAACGCAAUGAACUGUCAUAAAUGCUUUUUCCUUUCAUUCGAAGCGAAAUUCUUAGCAUAUUAUAUUUGUUUGACAAUAAACUCGUAAGUAUGCAAGUCGACGACCUAAUAUGCCCAUUCCAUUCCGAAUGAAACAGUUUCGAUAAAAUCAUGCAUUAUAUUCUAAAAUUUUUACUUACUUUGAAGCAGGAGCUGUUCCGCCUUGAUCUACGCACGUUCAGAGGUAUCUUCGGUCCAAAUAAUAUCCCAAUUAUUUGAAAAAGAGGCACAGCACUUUAACACUUGCGUCCAUUACGAUUCAAUCACAGUACCGAACGCGGGAACGUUACUGGCACGAAGUUCAAACCGUGUGCUUUUUAAGAAUCGGACAUCGGACGCUCUUCGAUAAUCUACCGACUUCGCGUCACUGACCAACUGGUCCAAAGCACAUGUGUCACGUGGUGGUUGUUUUGAUUCCCGAGAACAACUGUUCUGUACUUAGACAGUGCAUAAUUUCCCGCGAGCAAAUAGUUCAUGAAGUAACAAGACGAAUAAAAUAUUUUCAUAAGGACGCAUAAUUGCCGAUGCAAAGUAUUACCUUUUAAUCAUUUACUGCUCUGUUCUAAUUAAUAAUCAAACAUGGAAUGUUUUUGGUCUGAUUUAAGUAAACAUCCUCGAUGUCCACAUGGGCCGACUAUAUUGUUUGGCACGAGUGCAAAGGGCAAAUUGGAGAAAUUCUAUGCAUGUUCUGCUUGCCGUGAGAGAAAAAUGUGUCGGUUUUAUUUAAAAGCUGGACAGAAUUUAACGAAAAACCAGAUUUCCCAAUGGGAAAGAGAAACGAAACAAUAUGUGUCUCGUUAUCAUCACAGACCGUUGUAUUUAAGAUUGAAUGUGGCAAUGGGAUUAGCCCAAGACAAGAGAUUCUAUUGUCACACUUGUGAACAACUGGUAUUAAAAAAUGAGAAGGAUAAUUUGACGAAACACAGUGGUCAUGAUUUAAAAGAAGGUCUUACAGAUUAUGAGAUGAAGCAUCCAACAGAAAUUCUGAAACCUCUAGAGAACAGUAAACAAGAGGCUCAAUACUUUUUUACAAAGCAGUCGACAGAAGACAUAGUGAAUAUACUCUUAAAACUUAAUGCAAAACAAGCAUUGUGUAUUGGCACUCCAAAAAUCCAUGAAUACAUUUUAGAGAAUCAUGAAGAUAAAAUAUCUUCACUUUUAUUAGACUUUGAUGCUAGAUUUCACAAUUUUUUCGGACCUUUAAAUUAUUGUUGGUACAAUCUAAUGAAUAAUCACUUCUUCGACGAAAAUGCUAUUCACGUAUUUAAAGAUUUUCUAACACAGAACAGAGGUAAAGACACAUAUCUGAUAUGUGAUCCACCAUUCGGUGCCAGGGUUGAAGCGAUGUCUUGGACUUUAAAAAGAAUUUCUGAUUUGCACAAGAAAUGGAAUAAUAUAGAGGAUGAAAGUGAUUGUUUGAAAAUUCUAUUUAUAUUUCCAUAUUUCAUGGAAUCUAUAAUGAGACAGAAAAGUAAUCCACCGGGCAUAUCUGGAGGUUUAAAGGACCUGAGAAUGACUGAUUAUAAAGUGUCUUAUGAAAAUCAUACUCUAUUCGUAACGGAUUCGAAUAGUGCCAAGUUGUCACCCAUUAGAAUUUUCACCAAUGUACCGUUGAAUUUGUUUGAGCUUCCAGAAGCUAGUGGUUACAAAUAUUGCAGAAAUUGUGAGAAAUGGGUCGCCAGAGAGAAUAGGCAUUGUAAGAAAUGCAAAGAAUGCACCUCGAAAAAUGGUCUCACAUACAAACACUGCAAUAUUUGUAAAAGGUGUGUUAAACCAUAUUGGAAACACUGUUCUAUUUGCAAUAGAUGUGCCAUAACAAAACAUUCGUGUGGACAAAAGCCCAAAGUUUCUGGAAACUGCCACAAAUGCAAUAAACCCGGGCAUACAGAAAAGGAAUGUGAAAUAAAUGCAAUAAAAGUAGAAAAAGCUAACAAACGUAAAGCUACUAAUGAGAUUUUGACGAAUAACAUAAAGAAAAAAAAGGUGGACAAUACUCUCACAUCCGAUGACAACGAACUUGAGCAUACAAAAAAGGAAUCUGGUAUAAAUACAACGGAAGGUAAAAAAGCUACCAAACGUAAAGCUACUGAGAAGAAAUUAACGAAUAACGUAAAGCAAGAGGUCGACAGCACUCGCAAAUCUAAUGACAACGAACCUGAACAUACAGGCGAAAAAUCUGGUACAAAUACAACGAAGGCAAAAAAAUCUAACAAACGUAAAGCUACUGAGGAGAAGAAAUUAGCGAAAAAUGUAAAGAAAGAGAUGGACAGUACUCGCGAAUCCGAUGAUAGAGAACCAAAAACUUCAAUGAAGAAUAAGUUAGAAAAAAACUCCGAGAUUAACGUAAAACUCUUGAAAAAUACUAAAUCUUCGAGGACGAAACACAAAGCGGAACUACACAGUACAUCGAACGGCAUUGCAAAAACGAAAGAGUAAAAGAAAAGAAGAUAAACGUGAUUCCUUAUAAACCAUCUCUGUUCAUAUUUUUCAAAGCAUAUUUUUACGUUGUAAAUAAGAUUUCUUAUUAAUAUAAUGCGCAUUUCAUAAAAAGAUCUCGUUUACUUAAGUGUUUCCCAUGCAAGUUUCAAACUGGACAAGAUAACUGUACAUCAAAUACAUUGUCUAAGAAAGUGAUAGAGAUUUGACUUACGUGAAUUUCUCUUCUAAAUACCGUGAUUCUUCCAAGAAUAUUUGAUGCACUUCCACGGUGGUACUAGUCGUAGUAUUUUGCAAUGUAAACGACUAAUAAAUAGCGUCUUCCAUGAAGGGAAGCUUGGCGGUCACUGGCAGUUAUUCCCGAAACGUAAACUUCGUAUUCAAGAGUGAACUACGUUCGUUCUUGUCUGCAAUUCGUGCGAAAAACUUAAAGAAGAGAUGCAGCGUCACAUUUCU